Messenger RNA from Mus musculus (house mouse), 2907 nucleotides. RefSeq names its product fatty acid desaturase 2 (gene Fads2). Bases 75 to 1409 code for a protein of 444 amino acids. The record is from RefSeq and is marked validated. Lineage: Eukaryota; Metazoa; Chordata; Mammalia; Rodentia; Muridae. The transcript has 12 exons. Gene Ontology annotation, cellular component: endoplasmic reticulum membrane. Gene Ontology annotation, biological process: lipid metabolic process; arachidonate metabolite production involved in inflammatory response; positive regulation of cellular response to oxidative stress. Gene Ontology annotation, molecular function: oxidoreductase activity; acyl-CoA 6-desaturase activity.
GAGGGACCGUCGGUGUUGCGAGCCGCGGGCGCCCGGAGGCCGUAGCGCACGGGGCAUCCGGGUAGACUGGCAGCAUGGGGAAGGGAGGUAACCAGGGAGAGGGGAGCACCGAGCGCCAGGCUCCGAUGCCCACCUUCCGUUGGGAGGAGAUUCAGAAGCACAACCUGCGCACCGACCGGUGGCUCGUCAUCGACCGCAAGGUCUACAACGUUACCAAAUGGUCCCAGCGGCACCCGGGGGGCCACCGUGUCAUCGGACACUAUUCGGGAGAAGAUGCUACGGAUGCCUUCCGUGCCUUCCAUCUGGACCUGGACUUCGUGGGCAAGUUCUUGAAGCCCCUGCUGAUUGGUGAGCUGGCCCCAGAGGAGCCCAGCCUGGACCGUGGCAAAAGCUCUCAGAUCACCGAGGACUUCAGGGCCCUGAAGAAGACUGCUGAGGACAUGAACCUCUUCAAAACCAACCACCUGUUCUUCUUUCUCCUCCUGUCCCACAUCAUCGUCAUGGAAAGCCUUGCCUGGUUCAUCCUCUCGUACUUCGGCACUGGCUGGAUUCCUACCCUCGUCACAGCCUUUGUCCUCGCUACCUCUCAGGCCCAAGCUGGAUGGCUGCAACAUGACUAUGGCCACCUUUCUGUCUAUAAGAAAUCCAUAUGGAACCACGUUGUCCACAAGUUUGUCAUUGGCCACUUAAAGGGUGCCUCAGCCAACUGGUGGAACCACCGACAUUUCCAACACCAUGCCAAGCCCAACAUCUUCCACAAGGACCCGGACAUAAAGAGCCUGCAUGUGUUUGUCCUUGGCGAGUGGCAGCCCCUUGAGUAUGGCAAGAAGAAGCUGAAAUACCUGCCCUACAACCACCAGCAUGAAUACUUCUUCCUGAUCGGACCGCCGCUGCUCAUCCCUAUGUACUUCCAGUACCAGAUCAUCAUGACAAUGAUCAGCCGCAGGGACUGGGUGGACUUGGCUUGGGCCAUCAGCUACUAUAUGCGUUUCUUCUACACCUACAUCCCUUUCUACGGCAUCUUGGGAGCCCUGGUUUUCCUCAACUUUAUCAGGUUCCUGGAGAGCCACUGGUUUGUGUGGGUCACACAGAUGAACCACCUUGUCAUGGAGAUUGAUCUUGAUCACUACCGGGACUGGUUCAGCAGCCAGCUGGCAGCCACCUGCAAUGUGGAGCAGUCCUUCUUCAAUGACUGGUUCAGCGGGCACCUCAAUUUCCAGAUUGAGCACCACCUCUUCCCCACUAUGCCACGUCACAACCUGCACAAGAUUGCCCCACUGGUGAAGUCUCUCUGCGCCAAGCAUGGCAUUGAAUACCAGGAGAAGCCGUUGCUGAGGGCCCUGAUCGACAUUGUGAGUUCACUGAAGAAGUCUGGGGAGCUGUGGCUGGAUGCUUACCUCCAUAAAUGAAGCUGCCGUCCUCCGGGCACCCUCGGGAAAGGGGCACUGUUGGGUGACAGCCAGAGGGAGGGGAGGGCUUUUGUUCUGAAGGGUUCUCAUGAGACUGAAGUGUCUGCUGCCUCACAUUCCCCGGGCUUGCAUCCUUUCUUGUUAUUCCUCUUCCCUCACCCCUACCUACUCCAUUCUCAUGGAGUUCCCCCUUUGUCAGCCCUGACCCCAUCCCCUCUGCCUCCCAGUCCCUUCUCCCAGAGAGCCGGAGAGGUGGUUGUCUCAGGUGGUUACGCGUCUGCCUUUAACUUCUGCACCUAAAGAUUCCUGGUAUGAGAUUCUGCUCCUGGCAGCCUAGUCCCCACCCCCUUCUGUCCCACAGACACUCUGGGGGCCUGUGGAACAGGAGUCCAGGACUUGGCUCUACACUCCCUGUCAGCAUUAUGGUGUAGUCAUUUGGGUGAAGACAUGCUUCGUUCUGAGUGUCUUUCCCAUGGCUGGGAUUGGUACUUGAGGCUUCUUUCCAGCUGCCAAGGACCACCUUAGACUUUGAGGACCAAGGAAAAGUUCUCUCAUGCCCACCAUCACAACUCCAGACCAUAGGGUUUGUACAGGUUCUAUUUCAUCAUCUACCCAACUCCAGAAACCAAAGGGAGUGUUCCUUGUGCGGGCUCAGGAGAGGCAGUAGCCAGGUUGAAGGAGGGACUGACCAGCCUGGAACUUUAACCUCUCCCACUACAGUCAGGUGCUUCUGAGUUAAAAGGCCCAAGAUUCUAGAAGGAUCAGAUCUUUUUCCAGAUCCUCUGGCCAGUUCCAGAUGCUUGGUCUAGAGAAUGUGGACCUUGCAGGAGAGCCCCUGAGCAGCUCUCCCCAGGAUAGAGCUGCCAAUCUAGCCAGCACUUGGCUUCUUUUUGGCUCAUCCCUGUCUUUACAGAUGUUUGUUUGCUUGUUUGUUUUAGCUGUUGUGUUAACAUUUCCUACAGAAUUCUUCUUAAUAGGAGAGUAGCAGAGGGCUGGCUGGGUCUUAGGACAAUCCAUCUUUACUAGAUGUCCCUUGCCCUUCAGGUAGAGCUAGGCUUCGCCUUCAAGGCCACAGUAUACGCUGUGGCUUGAGGUUGCUGCUAUCAGAAAGGCAGGAAAAACAGGGUAGGGUGUGAGGUCUCAGGAGGGCUGUUGGGGGUACCCAGUGAGGCUCAAGCAGGAGUGUAGAGGGAAGAGGAGGCUGAGGGCAUGAGGGAAAUGUGAGGGCAGGUGGGAGGGGGGACGUCGGCUAUAGCAGGAGGGGACCCACGCUAUGUCAUUCUGAGGUCUAACUGGACUAACCAACCAAUAUGUAAACUGGAGGAAAAGGCUGGGCCUGCACAGGGCAAGCCCUCUAGGACUCCAUGAGCCAAGAGAGACCAGUUGGUAUUGUUCCACAGAGGCAGAGAACCCAUAGGAGAUGGCAGUCAUUUGUAUCAUCUUGUUCCCCGCCUCUACUUUUUUGGGAAAUAAAAAAAAAAAAGUAAUUUUAUUCUCA